AUGGCAGUUCCUGCAUAUGCGAAUAUUCGUUGGGAUGGAAAUAUUAUAAAUAAUUCUGAUGGAUACGAUUAUGAUGGAGGUUUUUCAAAAAUUGUUCCAAUAGGUAAACGGAUAAAUUUUAGUCAAAUGGUCGGGAAAAUUGCUCGUGCAAUUGGAUUAUCGAAGAAUAAUGAAUAUAUAGAGACGAUUAGUUUUAGAAAGCCUACAAUUGUGGAUGGAUCUUUAAAAUUUGAAUGCAUGGAUAUAUGGGGGGAAGAUGAUAUGUGUAGUAUGUUUAAUUACUUAUAUCAGAUUGGUGGUCUGCCUGGUAUAGAAAUAUAUAUUAAGGUACUUCGUUGUGCUGAUGCGACGAAUGAGGAUGUUGAUAUAGGUCCAUCUGGAACUGCUGUAGAAUCAAAUGCGGAACAAUGUGAAGAGCAAAAUGUAGUUGAUGAUUAUGAGUUAUCUGAUAGUCUUGCAGGACCGUCAAGUAAUUUAUCUCAUACAGUUCAGGAUGAGAACGAGGAUGAUGAUGACGAUGACGAUGAUUCAUGGAUGUCUACUGAGGAUGAUGAUGAUGAUGAUUAUGGUCAGGAGGGUAAUGUGAGUGAAUCUGAAUAUUACAACACACAAUUUAGUAAUCCUAUUUUGCCUGUUGUUCAUCCUCCCCCAUACGCAGAAAUAGACUUCGAUUUGCUGAGGGUUUAUCCUUAUGACAAGGCAGAAGGUCGUUCCUUUUGGGAUCCUUCCAAAGAAUUUUCAGUUGGGAUGAUUUUUUCUUCGAGAGAUGCAGUGGCUGCAGCUGCAAAAGAAUAUCAUCUAAGACAUCAUCAUCAAUUUUGUUAUCAUGAAACAAGAGAGAAAACUUAUUCUAUCAAGUGUAAAGACAAAGACAGUGGGUGUCCAUGGAGGCUUCGAGCAUCAAAGACAGAAGGUUCAGAUAUAUGGAAAAUUACGAGAUACAGUGGACCGCACACAUGUACAAAUCCUCAGUUGACAAAAAAUCAUAGCCAAUUAGAUGAAAAUUUCAUUUGUUCGUUCAUAUUUGCAUUAAUUGAACAGCAGCCCGAUAUAAAAAUUGCUACACUACAAGCGGAAGUGCGGGAUAAAUUUGGGUACGAGCCGUCUUAUCAGAAGACAUGGAAAGCUAAGCAGAAGGCAAUUGCAAGGCUUUAUGGGGUUGGGAUGAAUCAUACGGUCGUUUGCGUAGAUUCAUAA
Messenger RNA from Manihot esculenta (cassava), 1197 nucleotides. RefSeq lists its product as uncharacterized. The transcript has a single exon. The record is from RefSeq and is a predicted model, not a curated record. NCBI's taxonomy places the organism in Eukaryota, Viridiplantae, Streptophyta, Magnoliopsida, Malpighiales, Euphorbiaceae. The coding region runs from base 1 to 1197 and encodes 398 amino acids.